UGUGCAGCUGUGCUCAUGCCCGAGAGUCUUGCUUGGUUAAGUCUUAAGGAAAAAAUUAAAAUUAAUUAAGAAUUAAGAUGCAUGCACAUGGUCCGUUUCUUUUGGGCAUAAAUAUAGCUUAACUCACUCUUUGAGAAAAUUCUAAUACUACCUACUAAAAGUGUCCCACUUUCACAUCCUUUAAGUCCUAACUCUAAAAAAAUCUUAAAAAAACGUCAAGUCGUGCAAUUUCUACGUAAAAAAUUCACAAAAAUUACUCUACUUUCUUUCGUUGACCCGACCCGGUCAAUACUCGUAUGACUCAAAUCUUCUAUAAAUCAUGCAUCAUUUGUUCUCCUUCUUAUACUUCACUUUCUAUCAUCUUAAAUUUCCUACUCAACACUCCAUUCAUUUCCUCCACAUCUAAGAUUACUCUCUUUGUCCCUCUCUAGUAAUCUAGUCUCUUCCCUUUUCUUCCACUCCUACGUAGGUGUUAUCAAAAAUAUGCCGGAACCGCAAAAGGUGGUGUUGGCAUUAGAUGUACACGAUGAUAAGCAAUGGAAGAAAAAGGUUUUGAAGAUUGUCUCUUCAGUUCAUGGAAUUGAUUCAAUCUCAUUGGACAUGGAAAAGAAGAAGCUAACCCUAAUAGGAAACAUGGAUCCAUUGGAAGUGGUGAACAAAUUAAGGAAGUCGUAUUAUACAACCAUAGACACAAUUGGACCUGCAAAAGAAGACAAAAAAGAAGAAAAAAAGGAUCCUGAAAUUGUCCCUAUUGUUUACGAUCCAUUUUAUUACCCUAGGUGUUACUGUAUUUACUAGCUAUCACACUUGUGUGUUACAUGUACUAGCUAGGAUAUAAUAAACGAGGUCAUAGUUAUUUUGUUAU
This is a messenger RNA of Chenopodium quinoa (quinoa), 865 nucleotides long. RefSeq names its product heavy metal-associated isoprenylated plant protein 39-like. The transcript has 3 exons. Gene Ontology annotation, molecular function: metal ion binding. The record is from RefSeq and is a predicted model, not a curated record. The coding region runs from base 484 to 798 and encodes 104 amino acids. NCBI's taxonomy places the organism in Eukaryota, Viridiplantae, Streptophyta, Magnoliopsida, Caryophyllales, Amaranthaceae.